GAAGCACUUCAAAAGGGAAACGGGCUACAAAGAUAAAGCACGCUGUGACGUAGACUUGGGCAAUCGAAAGUGUAGUGCUGUUCUUAAUUGUGCUGGAGGUUCAACAAAGGGUUUGAUAGAACAUCUAAAGCGUGUUCAUCAGAUACUUGAUCCAUUGAAAUCUGGACCGAGAACUAGCAACCAAGCUCAACCAAGCACAAGCAGCACUGGCAAUCUUCCAGUAAAGAGGCAAAAGCUGAUGACAGAUUUUACUAGAGCAUCGUUUGAGAAAACCAUUUCUAAAGAAGUUGCUUUAAAUGGAUUGAACUUUGAACAGAUCGUUAACUCAGAUAUAAUAGCAGAGCAUGUGAAAGAGAAGUUUCCAACGAAAAACUUCCCAAAGAAUGGAUCUGGUGUUGCAAAGAUUGUUCGAGGUUUUCAUGAAGACAUCAAGGCUUAAAUAAAAUCGUGGAUUCAAACUCAUCUAGCUGAAGGACAUUUCUUUUCAACAACCCUGAUAAAUGGACUUCUACUGCAAGGCGACGUUUCUUGAACAUUAAACUUCAUUAUUUUGAAAAUGGUGUUGAUAAAGAAAUCAAUUUGGGCAUGGUUCCAAUUUAUGGAAGUGCAACUGCUCUUAACAUCAAAAAACUAUUCGAAGCAAGAUUGAUGGAAUUUGGUUUGGAUCCAGAGAAACACAUUGUUGGCACUUCUGGUGAUAGUGCGAGCGCUAUGGUAUCAUUUGGUUCUAUGAUCGCAUCAGAAUACGUCCAGUGCAGCGAUCAUGGAAUUCAUCUGGGUGUUACUAAAGUUCUUUAUCUAAAGAAACAGUCAGCAGAUACUCCAGUGAAUGACGACGACGAUGAUGUCUUUUUCGUUGAGUGUGGAAAUGAAGAUGAACCUGAUGAAGAUGUACAUGAUGCCGGUGAGGACACAGAAUCAGACGAUGAAGAGGAGGCCGAUUCACUUCAAAUGGUUUUCGCUUAUCAAUCAAAGAUCACCAAAUUGAGAAAAACUGUGAGCCUUUUCCAUCGAUCAUCGGUCAAAAAUGAAACUCUUCAAAAGUUCGUUAAGAGGAUGAACAACGGGAGAGAACUUAAGCUGAAGUUAGAUUCAAAGACUCGUUGGGGAAGCCUUCACGAUGCUUGCGAAAGGUUCUUGAAGUUACUUGGACCUGUGAAGGAAGCUCUGAACCACAGGGAGAUUGACAAAACCUACUUAUGGGCAGAUAUUGACUCAAAAAGAUUGGAGGAGCUGGUAGAAGUUCUGAGUCCAGCGAAGUUGGCAAUUCAAUUCUUGUCAAAGAAAUCAGUAAAUCUCAUCGAUUGCAACACAACUAUCAAGUUUCUCUUGGACAAUCUAGAAAUGCAUGAUCAUCAGCUCUCACAGGACAUCUUCUUGGCUAUCAAAGAGAAAAUCAACAAACGCAGACAUGACGUUUUUUAAUCACUCAUCCUUUACUUGCACGACAUCAACAGCAUUAAUGGGCCGAAUCACUUUGCUACAUCGACUGUUGCAGCUAUGAGCAAACUUGCUGUGAAAUUGAUGGAA
Messenger RNA from Hydra vulgaris (swiftwater hydra), 1530 nucleotides. RefSeq lists its product as uncharacterized. NCBI's taxonomy places the organism in Eukaryota, Metazoa, Cnidaria, Hydrozoa, Anthoathecata, Hydridae. The record is from RefSeq and is a predicted model, not a curated record. Gene Ontology annotation, cellular component: nucleus. Gene Ontology annotation, biological process: regulation of transcription by RNA polymerase II.